AUGACGCGCAAACGGCGGCAAGAUACCUACCGUCGUGAUACUAGGGCCUCUAAGCGGGCUCAUCUGGAGGCACACACCAAUUCUAGCUCUGACUCAGACUCGGAGGACUUCGAUGGUCCACUUGAAAUCUGGUUGUCCAGUGGGCAGUCCGCUGUGUGCUGCGAACGAUUGCAUACUCCGGUGCACUCUGAGUCAAGUACAUUCUUCUCACUCCCUACCACCACCUGUCCCUUAUUAGCUGCAGUGGGAAUGUCGUUUGGGCAGUAUGGUUUUGUCUGUGACAUUACAUCUAGUCUUGUGCCUACUGCUCACCUGUCAGUUCACAUGGAGCACCUCCACCACAGACAGAAGUUAAGAAAUCGGACACCUUCAACAAUUAAAUCGGUUCUAGUUACCCACCUACUCAACAGCCACUAUCUCACGGCAACGACACCCUGUCCCAGCCCCCCGAGUGAUUUGUCCGAGUCCAUCCAGGGUCUUCAACCGGAGUGGUCAUCUCAUUGUCCACACCUAGGCUGUCGUCAUUGGUAUGCUGUACCUGCAGGGAAAUCUUCUAUCAAGGGUCAGCAGGCAGGCACUAGAAAACACAUCGCUGAAGCCCAUCCCGAAAAUGCCAAGAUUUAUCUGGCUAAGGUCCCUGAAAUGAGAUGGAUCUACCGCCCCUUUCGCAAAACUGUUCAUAGUGAAGACCGGCUGUUCUCAGUAGUCUGGCCUUUUAUCAAAGACUACAUUCCUGCAUCCUUGGCACAAGAUGUUAUUUCAGUGAGGUCCUCUCGCAUCCAAUAUACGGUUUCUGUCCACAGUCAAUACUUGACAGACCUUGGGUGGCAGAAAUUUAUUGCUAGCCUGGGCCUGCAACCAGGCGUUCUUCGUGGGCUGGUUAGGCUUAAAACAAAGAAAGAGGCACUAUCCUUGGAGGGAAUAGAAAAGCAGCUUGAGCUCGGUCUUAUUAUCAUUCGGAAGCUCUACAGGUCAUAUAUUGUGGACGUCCAAACCUAUAUAUCUUCCAAAAAUGACCCGCAGUUUCGUCAAGCAGUAACAAUGAACACCAAGGCGCACUUCAGAUCAUUGAGCCGAGUUUCUUACUACACCUACUCCAGACCUCUGUCUCGCUGCGUCUGCAUGCUCAUCAGAUGGAUCCAUGCUGAGCGCACCGGUGCUUUGGCGCCAUUCGGCGCUUUUUACAUCAGACGGAGUCUGGCCCAGGAGUACGCCACCAACAUGCUUUACCAUUACCUCAUUCAAACCAAGGUUCUCCGUCCUGCUGCGCUUCUCCAACUUCUGCACCAACUGCUUGUGACCCUCGUCAAGCAGAAAUUUACGAACCUAGAAACGAUGGCAUGUCCAACAGACUACACCCUAUGUAUCGGCUCACUGGCUGACAAUGGCGGGUUUCUACUUGCUACCACCACCGCCAGGACGUGUGCUGUGCUGCAGCAUAACUUCUAUACCACCAUCAUCCAUUCUGCUCGGCUUGAGGACCAUGGUUACCAAAGUUUUAUUCCAUUUCGUUUAGAUAAUUUCACCCUGGAUCCUGUACCAGAUGCAGGUGAGGCGCCUCAACCUAUGGAGGAGCCAGCCGCUGCCCCAGAUGAAGGAGAAGGUGCUGAUGAUAGUAUGGUGGCACAAUUCCGAGAAGUAGAGGAAGAGUUCUUAGAUGGUCAUGACGACGGUAUAGAUGCAGAGGAGGGAGAGCAUAAGCUACAGCAUGAAGCUGAAGCAGGAUGGGACUUUGAAAAAAAGGAAACUUUUCAUUCUUACUAUCUGAACGGCGACACUGCAGAGAACCUAGACAAAUAUUAUAACCCGCAGUCUUCUCUGGCAGCUCAGCGACGUCCACCAAACUUUGUAGCUCAGGUAGAUCGCAAUCCUGGGUCCUUGUCGGUCUUAAGUAUUUUGGCAGAGAAUUCGCACUACGUUCAACCCUUGCUUGCCAGCCAUCCCUCGUUUGCCACACCUUACAACCAAAUCAAGACUGCCUGGUUCCAUUCGAGGCCAACGUCAUUCAAAGAGAGACGAAACUACGGUUUUUUCUUCACUGAAGACGGGACUACCAUUACCAUGCGAGACGGCGACGACAUCUCCCGGAGUAUCCUGUUUUCAGACGUUGGGUCAUUGGCCAAGACCACGAUAGCAAAUAUAUCGGAUCAGAUAGUCCAGUGCUUGCCACAUGGUUGCAAAGAUCUUCUUCAACAGUUUCGUGGCAUCUCCAGUCAGUUAGUCGAUGACCUUACUAGUCCCGAUGCCAUUUUCCUUCAGCCUUCCAACCGCAUUCUUAUACAACCAUUGUUGGAUGCCAUGUUAAAACAUCUGUCAGACCCAAAAGAACUCAACCAUCACAUCAUGAUUUCUCCCUCUGUGAUUACUGAGGAGGCUGCCAGAAAGUGGCUGGCCUUUGACGAGCGAAUUCUUGGUCGAAUCCUGGUCGCCUUUCUCCUAACGUGUGGGAUACCUCCCCUACACUGGCAACUUCGGACCUUUCAAUUCCAGUCAGAUAGCAAGACUGACAUCCCUCGUAAUCUCUAUCUUCUAGGCUCCGAGCUUGUUAUAGGUCACCCGGCGGCUAGACAAACCAACCAGGUUUUGCAAGAGUGGCUGUGGGCCUUUCCUCCCAGUCUCGCCCCACUUAUUCUUUUCUACCUUGCAAUCGUACGGCCUAGCGUCGUUCACAUCACAGGCCUUCUUCAUUAUGUCAACAACGAUCACAAGACUCAUAUCUUUGCUCAUACCUUUCCUACUACUCGCCUUGAAUUUCCCCGAGUUUGGAAUGGAAGCGACGUUAAUAAGUUGCUGCAGAUUCAUACAUCCUCUCUCCCAGUUCUAUUAUCAUGCGGACUUCUGCGAAGCGUGAUAUCCGCCAUGUACAAUCAACUCUUCCCAGCUCUUUCCCAUGUCGGACCCUCAGAUGACUCCAUGGUGGAUCGCCAAGCCCAACACACAAGGACGACGGGCAACAUUCAUUAUGGGCGGUCUGAUCAUGUUCCCUUCGCUUUUGGAAUGACACUUGAACAGGCUCGCAAAUGCAUGGCCUCCAGCCAGGCAUUGCAUGCCUUCUAUGGGUUAGGCAGUCUGGAUCAUCAAUGGGCUGAGCGCUUACAAAACUCAGCGUUUCUGACUGACUUGAGGAACGAGAAUCUGGGUCUCAAAGAAGCAAGGAUUCUUGUCAGAGAGACGUACAACUUACACCACUGUCGCUUGCCACACCAGAUAGCUGGCCUUCUGGAGACUGCACCUUACUUAACUCUCAAAGACGGGGUUAUCGGAGAUGAGGUGCUUCGACGGGUGAUGCAUGCAGUGUUGUUUGGUAGUUCCAGACCCAAUAUUCUUGAUCGUCCUUCUGGAGGAGGAUACUUGAUUGCCGAUGUAUCAACCGCUGUGGUACAGAUUGUCAAAGCUGUGGAAGAAGUAGAAUGCGGAGCCCAGUUUCAUUCCCCAAGACAGAUGGACAUCAGCACCAUCAUUCACUUCGACGAAGUAGCAACACAAGCCCAAAGACACCUUGCUGCACUAAAAGACGACUUUCCUACUUCGUGGAUGAAACUAUGCACUGACGUCCAUAGGCUCUAUCAGAAACCAGAGUUGUCGAGAGAGAUGUCCUGGGUUGUAAGAGGAGUUCCUGGAUAA
Molecule: messenger RNA, 3624 nt
Organism: Suillus fuscotomentosus
Lineage: Eukaryota; Fungi; Basidiomycota; Agaricomycetes; Boletales; Suillaceae
Exons: 6
Coding region: 1-3624 (1207 amino acids)
Source: RefSeq, a predicted model, not a curated record